AAUUUGAUUCAUGUGCGUAAAUAAAUUGUUUGUGCAGUGUUGAUUUUUGGUAUAAAUUAAUGAAUUUUCAAACCAAAAUGGACGUCAUCUCCUCCUGCUCCUGAUCGGACGACUGGGUGUUUUUGAAAAAAAAUGUAAAAUACAUCCAAAGAUAUUUAUUUUACAAUUAAAUUCUAAAAAAUGUUGGAAUUUCGCUGCAAUUAAAUGUUGAUGAAAUGCGCUGAAGAGGAAGAAGAGCGUCGAAGGGUCAGCCUUUUUGUGCAGUCGAAGUGGUGCAUUAUUAGGGAAGUCUGCACAGGGAAAAAGUCGAUGAAAAAUGGGCAACUCUUGCAGCUUUGGACAGGGCCGAAAGGGCAGCGACAGCAUUUCGGAAAAGUCGGAAGAGUCAAAUCGUCAUCAGCAGCCCCAAUCAGACACCAAACAUCCCCAUGACGUCGACGAGAAAAAAGGGCAACAUGCGCCUUCAUCCCAACAGGGUUCUGACGUCACGGGGCGUAUUUCCCAGGUGACGUCAUCCGGCGAAUCCGGCAGGGCCGGAUCGGGGAUUGCCCCAAAAGCGUUGCAGGAAAUCAGUCAUGUUUGUGAUACAGUCUCGACUCCUUCUCCAGUUGUCAAAGAAUUUGGCACCAAACUAGAAAAUGUUGUGUUAAGUGAAAUGCCGCCAAAAUUGCAAGACAUGGAUCCAACUCAAAUUUUGCUCCUUCGAGGAAAAUUAGGCGCUGAUAAAUGUAGACGGCGACUAAAGAAAAUUGUGCUGUUUGUUUUGAGUGCUGAUGGAAAAGAUUCUGUUCAGGAAAGGACUGAACUGGCCGAAAAUAUUUUGAAGAGUCUUCGGUUGAAAUUUUCGAAGCAGGACUUUGAAAUUCAUCUGGUCGAUACGAAUUGUGAUGAUGUAUCCAAUGUGCAGGCGAGAUUGUUUGCUGAAACAAGGAAAUGGGAAUUAAAAAGACAUUCAGACCAAUGUUACCUCGUACCAAUUUUAUUGCUGAACAGCACAUUUGGACAGCAACUUGUACCAUUUACAAUUGAAAUUGGUGACUUUGAAGAAGUUUUGUCAAAAUUGGAAAACGAUAAGAGUAAAGAAUUGAUGUCAAAACUGUAUCAGAAAGUAACCAAAGACAAGGAGACAAUGUAUGAACUUCAGAAUCUCAAGUCAAGUGAUCUCCCAAGUGAUGUGCAGGAUCUCAUCAAAGACCUGUCGGCUCUAUGGCCACAAGAUAAGGUCUUGAAAUAUUUGACAACAGCUUUAGAAGAUUUAUUAAACGAAGUCAUGAAGAAUCAUGAAGACUUGUUGAAAAAUAUGAUCUGGUUGAACAGAAUGAGCACUGCUUCGUUUAACGCGGAUGCUGAAGUUCAGAAGAAAACUUAUGGGCAUUGUGCAAGAAAACAAGUACCAGAAAAGAACAUCCUGAAACACUCACCUAAACCGUCGGACAACCACGAUCCUGCGAACGUCGUUCAACAAAUCAGCGCACAACUUCUCACUGCCUUAACAAAUCCUAUAGCAUCCUUGAUCCAGGAUCAUGGUCAAACCUGUCUGGCAAAACCUUCACUAGGUGUAAGUGCAUCCUUGUUUAACAAUAUCGAAAAACAAAUACCAGAAGAUUUAUUAGACGCAUCUGACUCGGAGGAUUUGCAAAAAAUCUUGAAGUACUUGAAGAGUGAUGCUAAUCAUCCUUUAGUGGUUUCUGGAGGUAGUUUUAGUGGUAAAAGUGUUUUGUUGAAGAUGGUUGCACAAAAAGUGGUAGCUGGUAGUGAAUUUUUCCCAGUUGAUGGUAACUUGGUGUGCAGGUUUGAGGAUUUGAACUCUGGAGCGAGUUUGGUGCAGGUUUUGGAGGAUGUUGCUGACAGGUGUAAGAUUUUGCAGGACGGAGAGGCUACUUCUUGUAAACAUGAUUUACAGUCUUACUCGACCAUCAUCACAACGUCUCUGCAAAGCACCAGGAAGCCACUUCUGAUUAUCCUCGAUGGUCUGGACAGGCACCAGCCCGUAGACGUGUCUUGGAUACCUCAAACCUUGUCAACGAAUGUUAAAAUAAUAAUAAGCGCUACGCACAACACCAGCAAAAUUGGUGACCAGGAUGACCAAUGUAGAUUUUAUGACAGUUUGAAGAAUCGGUUGGACGAGAAGUGCUUUUUGUCCGUUGGAGAAGAUAUGAGGAAACGCGCGCUGGCGCGCGUUUUUGAUAAAGGAUAUUUAGAUAUUAGUCAGGAUGAGUUUGCAAAAACUGAAGACCAACCCAAUCUCAUUUACGAUAAGGUAGUGUCGUUCAUCACAAAAUUAGCCAAGGAAUUUUUGGAGUUCGAUGUCGCUAAUGUUUUGGCGUUGCUGGUUGCAUCGAGAGCAGGUUUGCUGGAGACGGAAAUCUUAGACUUACUGACUGGUUGUGAUAAGUUGAAGGGGACCCAAAAACAAACUUACGAUGCCGCUUCUGUGUUCUGGACCAAGUUGUACAGAAGGAUGGAACCAUUUUUCUUACACAAGAGGGACUGCGUUAGUUUCAAGAACCAAUUGGUGAAGCAGGCGAUAGAACAUAGUUUCAAAGAUAGCAUAAAACUAGGACAUCAAAUUUUAUUCGACUAUUUCUCUGGAGAAUCUUCGAGUAAUAGUAGUGAAUUUUAUAAGACUGAUAAUGCAACUAAUUCUUAUGACAGAUUCAUUAGUAGAAAACAUUUAGAACUACCCUAUCACCAUUAUCAUCUACAAGGCACGGAAAACUUCAUAAACUCCGAUUAUCUCACCACCCACGAAUGGAUUUACAAGAAACUGUUGACCUGCCAAACAUCAGCUCUCCUGGACGACUUAGACCUGGUCAACUCCUCAUCAUCCAAUCAACAUCUGACAAUCCUUCGAGACUUUUUAACCCUAAACAAAAAACAACUGGAUUACGACACCAGACAACUUUAUUCUCUACUCGAUAUUUAUUUUGAGAGCAAACAAGAUUUUAGCAAAAUGAAUGGAGUCCAUCAUGGUCAAGUGGAGAUCAAGAGAAAGUUUUCCAAUAAUGUGGUGCAGAGUUGGUACGAGGCUUGUAAGAAACCACCUGUUUGCACAUUGGUGGUGCAGAAUUUGGAUGAUUUGGUUGCUCGUGAUGAUGACACUAAAGUUGCUGUUGGUUUUACUGCUUUGCAAAGAUUGGGGAAUGGUGAUACUGGUUAUGUCACCAGUUUGUCGACAGAGAGGGAAGAAAUUUGUGUUUGGGAUGUAUCCAGGUGCAAGCGAGUCAGGACCCUAACAGGUAUCACCCAGCCUCUUUCUUUAUGUCCAGUUGAUAGCACCAGAUGCAUAGUUCUUUGUGGACGUGAAUUGAGGUUGUUUAAUUUGGAUUUGGGGUCAUCGUUGGUCAAACUUAAGGGUGUCAUGAAUCAAAAAAUGCCGUUUUAUGGUCUCCACGAUAACGGACAUGUUGUCUGCUUGUCCAGGAACAGGAUGUAUGUUAAUUUGAUGAAUUUGGAGAGCGGUGAUUGUGUGACAACUUUCAAAGCCGGCGAAGACAGAUUCCUGAAUUCUUUACUGGUAUCCGGGGACGGAAGAAUUUUGGUAUGCGGAGACGAAACCCAAAAACCUUUUCCAUUACUCGUUUGGCAUUUGACUUCAAGGAAACUUUUGUACGAUUUGAGGAUACCACAUCAUGAUUUUGUGACGUCCUUGGCUGCUAUCACAUUUGAAGGUAAUUAUGUCUGUGUCGUCUGUCGAGAGACAACAGAACCAUCUCCCAAUUUCAUAGUCGUCUACGAUUUGCAAAGUGGAACUUUGUUCAAAAAGUGGAAGCCUUUAUGUGAUACAGUCGCCCUGGAAAUUUCAUCAGCUGAUGGCAGUGUUGUCUCUGGUUUGCAGGACGCCAGAAUUCUCGUCUGGGAUCUCAUUACAGGUAAUAAUAGAACUAUCAAGUUUAAUUAUUAA
Ctenocephalides felis (cat flea) is the source of this 3904-nucleotide messenger RNA. RefSeq lists its product as uncharacterized. The record is from RefSeq and is a predicted model, not a curated record. The coding region runs from base 317 to 3904 and encodes 1195 amino acids. Lineage: Eukaryota; Metazoa; Arthropoda; Insecta; Siphonaptera; Pulicidae. Gene Ontology annotation, molecular function: protein binding. The transcript is spliced from 16 exons.